Molecule: messenger RNA, 5025 nt
Organism: Caenorhabditis remanei
Lineage: Eukaryota; Metazoa; Nematoda; Chromadorea; Rhabditida; Rhabditidae
Exons: 11
Coding region: 1-5025 (1674 amino acids)
Biological process (GO): piecemeal microautophagy of the nucleus; reticulophagy; autophagy of mitochondrion
Cellular component (GO): phagophore assembly site; extrinsic component of membrane
Molecular function (GO): phosphatidylinositol-3-phosphate binding
Source: RefSeq, a predicted model, not a curated record
AUGACUCUAAACUCAAUCAAUAAGAUUUGGUGUAAAUUAGUGAUUCAAAGAUAUCUCGGAACCUGGCUGGAAAACACUGUAUCAUCUGAUCAGUUGUCAAUCCAACUGUCAACUGGAUGCCUCGAGCUGAAAAACCUUGAUAUAAACGCCAAUGCUGUAAAUACUGCACUUGCCGAAAGAUGCUUUCCAUUUAUCCUUGUAGACGGUUAUAUCGGGAAACUUAAAGUGGACAUCCCAUGGAAUGCCAUUAUGACAGAGUCUAGUAAAAUGUGCAUAGACGAUUUGCAACUUACAUUCAAAAUCGAUGAAACUAUAAAAUUGGAUGACAUGAGUACUACAAAAUCUAUAAUUGAAAGUGUUUUCAUGAGCUUCAGUACAGAAAAAAUGAUUAGAAGCGUAUUCAGUGAAGUCAGUAGCGAGAACAGUUUUGCAAAGUUUGAUGUGAACCAACAAACAACACAAUAUUUUUCUGCAAUUCUGACUUCCGUUUUAUCACGUUUUUGUUUAACUGUGAAUAGUAUAAUUCUUCGAUUUGAGAGCCAACAAAACACUGAAUCAGAUCUUGCCACUGCUGUUGAAGUAAACGUGAAGAGCGCUACGUUCGUGGACGAGCAGUCACAAAGCGAUAAAAUGGAUGACAACGAGAAAAGCAACUGUUUGAAUAAAAAGAUCAAUCUUUAUGGAGUUUCUAUUCACACUGAUGUCUUCUCGGAAAUCUAUAGAAGUGAAAAAUGUAGUGAUGACGACAUGGAUACAUUUUAUUCUUGCCAUGAAGAAAUGGCUCCUUUACAUGACCAGUUUCAAACCGGGAAGAGAGAGCCAGCAGGGAUAAAGCUACCCUCCAACCCUAUCAUAUGUGCCGAAAUUAUUGGAAAUAUUUCGUGUGGAAUUCGAUUGAACGACUGUGUUAAUGAGAGAAAGAAUUUGAAAAUGCAAAUCGAUAUCGCUAUGGACGGAGUCAACGCUUUUGCAACACCCUCACAGAUCAAAAUUAUCGAAAGACUUUUUAUCUUCUCCACAAAUUCCCAAUACAAGAUGAAAUAUAAGAACAAAUCAGAAGUGGAAAUCAAAUCAGAUGUCACAGUAAACACUAAUAUUGGAACACUUUCCAUUUAUAUUCCACAUUGUGACUACUUAUCAUCUGAUUAUGUAUUGGAACAUGGAGGAUACGCUAAAGUGCUUGAUAUUCUUCGAAACGAGUCGACAUUAUUCUUCAAAUCAGUCAAAAAAGUCGCAAAGCAAAGUAUUGCUAAUAUCAGCAAAACCACCGAAAGUUGUUAUCCAAAAGAUCAUCUCCGAAUAACUGGAUGUUCUUUGAAAGCCACGGCAAGACAAUGGAAAAUUGGAACACUCGGACAAUUCUCAUGUAAUGUUCUCAUGUCAGAUUUGAAUUUAUUGGAAUUUCUGACACCAGAAAGUGCACCUGAGAAUAACGGACCUCUUUGCAUCAAUCUUUUCAACUUCUGGAGCCAAAACAGCAAUCCAAAUUUUGAAAUGAGUCUGAGAACUGCUAACGGCAAGACGAACAUUGAUGUAUUGCUGGCAGCCGUACAAACAGAAAUAGACUUUUCUAUCAUUAACCGUAUUCCAAAUCUUGUUAAGUAUGGACUGUUUUUCAACCAAGGAUUGGGUGAAAGAAACAAUGUUCCCGUGAUGACAGAGAAAUUUGAUGGUAACAUACCAGACACUAUCUUCAACAUGAAAUGCCCCAACUGGCAAGUAGAGCUCAGAGUACCAAAGACGGAUUUUCACUAUCCUCUUAAAUCUUUUUCUCAGAGACAAGUCCACAAUGAACUUGUUUCUUUUGAAAUCAAGAAUCUUGAUUUAUCAAUUCCAAUUGGAGAAGGCGCCUCUAUCUUCCAAUUAACUUGUUCAGAAAUAUAUGGAGAUUUAAGCGGAGAAGGAUUGAACAUUCCAAAAGAGCAGAAAACAUUUUUCUAUGCAUCUGAAAAUCAUUCAGAAAAAAUCAAAGUGGAACUUUCUUUCAAUAUGGACUCGAAACGGAAAAAAUCGAAAGCGGUUAAUCAAGCUGGAGCACGUGAAGAAAUGUCCUCUUUCCAAAAUGGUUACGAUUUAACAAAUGUGCAGCUAAGGGUACCAGUGUUGAGAUUCCAUGUUCCAGAGAAGAGUUCACUUCAAAUUUUCUACAACACACUAGCUAAUGGCUUGUCAUAUUUUCGAUCAACGACUUCAACUUUUGAAGCAGAUUCAGCAAACAUUGCGGAAUUAUUCGAAGAUGUUUCACAUGUCUUUGUACUGACACUCACGGCUGAUAAAUGCACGGUUCUUUGUAACACUCAGGAUGGAAAAAAGCCUACGCAAGUUUCACUUGAUUUCAAAAAACUGAAUAUUGGAGCAACAACCGGUCGCAAAGGAGAUGUCAAUCAAACACAUUUUAACGUCACCUCUUCUAAAAUGGAAAUUGGAUCAGGAGAUGUUUCAAAUGAAAAACGGAUCCCAAAUGAUAUUUCAAUAAACAGCUUUGGAAAAUGGAACAAACACUCGAGCCAACUAGAAUGCGUUUUGCCAAGCGAUGAGUUCAGCUGUGGUUUCAAACAAGAUGCGCUUGCGGUUACAAUUCGUAAGAAUUUCAAUCCAGAUGCUAAUACUAUUGAUGUUCUUCUUGAAAUCACCAUUCGCAACUCUCAGCUUCACGCCAAACCAUUUAACAAUUUGGAAUCUUUUUGGAUCACUCAUCUCUCAGAACUCUUCACACUCCAAGAAUAUAUAAUCCCAGGAUAUGUGAAACCAGCUAUUUCAAUGGAUCUGGACGUAUCUUUGCAAAACACGUUUAUCUUUUAUGAUCACUCAUGGGUUCAGCCAAACAGCAAGCUGAAAUUCAGAGGAGCCCUUGGAGAAUGUACUCUUGUCACUUCUAUUGUUCAGGAUUCUCACGUUUUCAAGACACUGUUAACUUCUGAAGGAUGCCGAUUGUACAUAAGUAGAGAUUCGCUACAAGAAACAUCAGCCCAAACGUUCAUUCCCUUUCUUAAAUUCGGCUCACUCCGAUUUGACGUAUCACUCGAUUUUACCAAAGAAUAUGAUGUAAAAAUGAUGCCUAUUAUUGAAGCCAGCUGCCAGAAUACAAUUGUAAUGGCAUCAGUGUGCGCAGACUCACUUGCCACUCUUAUCCAAACAGUCUUUGAUUGUUCGGAAGAGAAACAAGAAAAACUGGGGAACACAAUGAGAGAAUCAGUUUGGAAUGGGAUGUCUAAGUUGACCGAAAGCGUAGAGAAAUUGAAAUCGAAUGCUGGUCUACCAGAUGAUGUGCAGGAACGGGUUGAAGCCAUGAUAAAAGAUGCUAUGGAUGAACAAUGUUUGGAUGUCAUUUCUGAAGAUCACGCAAUGGAUGAAAGCCAGAAGAUAACGCGGAAAUCGGGAAAAGUCAAAGAGGAAACUUCAGCCAAAAACUUCACUGUUGCCGACAAUGGAUUAGGAACUGAAUCCAGUGUUAGAAGACUAUUGAAGAUCAGCAGACACGAGAAGCCUGAGGUUACGAAACAUAAUUUUUUCUAUCCAAUCAAUGCCGAACCGUCUCAAAAUAUAUUAGGAAAUUCGACACCAACACUGAAGUUAUUCGUGAAAGACGUGACCUUACGGCUUAGUCUUUAUGCUGGAAACGACCUAUCCGAGGUGUCUUCGCCUCCGAAACAUUAUUGCACAAGGGAUUUCAAACAUGGAAACUCGACCGGUGGGCCAAAUAGAGAUCAAUCUGCAUUCGUUGUUUUCGAAUUCGACAAAAUCACUUUGAUCAAGCACUUCUUUGACAAAAAUGCUGCGUUUUUUUCGACCACCCUCUUUGAAAUUGGAGAAUUUGUUAUUAGGGACUGUGUCAAAGCUAGCGAAAUUCAGGAGAUGCUCUACCAAUACUCCACGACAAAUAAACCAAGACGUGAAAGUGCGCCAUUCUUCAGUGUCAAAAUGACUGAAUCUCACUCAAGGGAAGGAAACAUGAGAGUGUCAAUGCUUCCACUGAAACUAAAUCUUGAUCAAAACACUGUGGAAUUUUUUGUCGACUUCUUUGACGAAACAUUGGGCAUGAUUGAUCUCCCCAACACCUACGUGAACAUACCGGUUCAGCUUCCUAUUAUUAAAAGCCCAGUCUCCAACGAUGAAAUUCUGAAAAAUUUCACUAUGAUGGGAACUAUCCAUCCAUCUCAAUCUGUCAUCAUAUCUGAAACUGAGGAGCACAAAAACUUCUUGACCAGUGUUGAAGAUGAGCCACAACCAAUUAUCGAAAAUAAAUACCAGGAAUUCCAGGAAAUUUUUAAUAGUGAGGACACAUUUUUCAAACAAUUUGUUUUCUCCCCAUCAGUCAAAAUUUACAUUGACUAUCAUGGAAAAAGAAAAUUGACCAUGGAAAACCAGGAUCCCAUUGUCCGCUUUCUCGCUGCAUUUGGACAAUUGAACAAAAUGCCCAUUACUCUACACGAAAUAAAUACACGAAGCGGUUUGCUGGGAACUAGGAGUUGUUUCAAAUAUGCUGUCGAAAAAUGGUCAACUGCUAACUUUGCCAACAUGCCCAGUGUGCUUGCGAGCUUAGGACCUAUCAGGCCUUUUGUUCAAGUCGGAAAAGGAGUAGUGGAUCUCUUCGCGAUGCCAGUUGAUGAAUACCGGAAAAAGGACGGACAAAUGUUGAAAGGAGUCCAGAAAGGAGUGCGCUCGUUCGGUGUCUCCUCGGCAAAUGGGAUUGUGGGAAUGGCUCAAACAGUCACUGAGUUUGUUCAGGGAGCGACAGAAUGGACUAUAAAUGAAAUAAAUCCACGUGAUCAACAAAUGACCUAUGAGACUGGCUCUAAUAGAUACCAUCAAACAAAAGAAGACUUCAAUCUCACCAAGGAAAAUCGACCCUCUAACAAUUCUUUCAUUCGGAGCGCUGUCCAGUACACAGUUCCAAUCUUCUUGAGUCCUCUUUUGUCUACUACACAAAUGACCUCUCAACUCCUUGGCGGUCUGCGCAAUCAACUAAACCCGGAUACCUAUCAGGACGAACUAAGGAAAUGGGGAGAGAAGAAAGACAAUUGA